AUGACGCCACAUUAUAAGAUACGAUUGAAACCCGAAUUGCAAUAUAGAAGAAAAUAUGAUAGCUCACGAUAUUAUUAUCAAUAUAACAUUAAGGAUCGAAUUAAUAGAAUACCAUUGAGAAAUGAAUUUCAAUUAAAAAUACAUCAGACAGAAAAUCUACCAUUUCAUAGAAUGCUAUCUGCACUUCGUCAAUAUUAUAUCUUUCAACAGAUAAUAUAUUAUGCAAGACAAUUAAAUCAUAUUCAGAAAAUAAUAAAUAUUUUAAAAUCGAUUCUGGAGAUAAUAAGUAAAUCAAGAUUAUAUUUAUUAAUUCGACCAAUUAUUAAUUUUAUAGAUACAGUUGGUUCAAUGUUCAUACAAUAUCCCUUAAAAUUUUCACCGACAUGUAGAACAGUUUCAAUAAGAGAAGUUAAGAAGACUACAUUAUUACCUAUGAUAAUUUUGCUUCAACCAAUGAAUCGUUUGAGUAAAAUAAUAAGACAAAAUCAAAUUCGAAAUUUCCCAUUACAAAAAUACCCUGUCAAUUCUCAUCAACAAAGGGUAAUACUUUCUCCAAUAAUACAUACAGCUUUACUAAUAACUACGUUUUUUAGCUUUGUCCUUUCGAUGUUCUGUUUAUAUGCAUCCUUAAUAUUAUACUGGGUAAUUACACCACGCAACGAUAGUAAAAAUAUCAUUUCAUCAAAUGAACAGACAGUGGCUUAUAUGCCAGAUCAACAUAUCACACACGAUAGUUUCAUGACAUUUUCUACACCAAAGAAAUUCGUAUCAAUCAAGUGGUCCUGUGAAAUAUCUAUACAUUCCAAUAAUUUACCAACUUUUAAUCUAUAUCCAAAAUAUCGUCUAAAACCUAGUAGGACUUAUGUUCAGGUAUAG
Maudiozyma saulgeensis is the source of this 876-nucleotide messenger RNA. The record is from the annotation of a GenBank genome assembly. Lineage: Eukaryota; Fungi; Ascomycota; Saccharomycetes; Saccharomycetales; Saccharomycetaceae.